AUGUUCACAAAUCUUAGAUCUACAGACAACACAAUUAGACAAUAGGCAGAAUAAGAAUUAUAUGCUUAGGCUGCAGGAAAUCCAAUAGGAAUUCUUGAAUAAUUUUUGAUAGCAAUGUAAAAUAAGGAUGACACAGAAUUUGUAUCGAUUUUACUAUCUAAAACAAUAUUUGAGAAUGAGGAGAAUAUUAGUAAGUUAGAAUGGAGCCAUGUUGAAGCAGUAUUAAAGUUUUGCAUUAGUGAAUUAAAAUAAGAAAAUAAGUUGUCUCAUCUUAAGAGAAUGUGUGAUUUGGCGGUAAAAGGAUUAUUAAAGUUCACAAAAUAUGAUGAAAUGAUUAUGUUACUUUUUGAAAUAGGUAGAGGUGCUUAAAGCUUAAAUUAAAAGUUAGCAACAAUGUAUUAUAUUGAAAUCAUGUGUGAAUUUGCCUUAUGUGAUGAAUAAUUAAUUAAACAUAGUUAAUAAUUGAAUGAAAUAUUUUCAGCAUAUUUAAAUGAUUAAUCUCCUUAAGUUAGAGCAGCAACAUGUUAAGGAAUUAGCAGUUUUUUAGUAUCAAUUGAAGAGGAAUCUUUAUUGAAUAGAUUUAGUAAUAAUGCAGUAGUUUUAUUAUAAUAAUUUGCAUAAGUAAUGUAAGUUGAUUAGGAAGCAUCAGUUCAAGCUUUACAAUCAAUAAAUGAAUUAUUAGAGAAUCAUCCUAAAUUCAUGAAGAAUUUGUAUUCAGAAUUGUUAAACAUUCAUACAUAAUUAUUGGGAUCUUAAGUUACAUUAUCAUUAAAAAAGGCAGCACUUCAUGGUUUAUAAACUUUAUGUUAGAUAGCUCCAGCUUUUAUAAGAAAGAGUGAUUAAUUUAAGACUUCAUCAAAUUUAAUGAUAAUGAAGAUGUUAACAGAAGUUGAUAGAAAAGAUUGGGAAAAUACAUUUGAUGAUAAUUGUUUAUAAUUAAAUGAUUUAUCAAGUGUGGCAGAAGAUUGUCUUGGUAAAAUGGUAAGAGAUUUGGGAGUAAAAUAUUUAUUACCAAUAUUUGUUCCAUUAAUAAUGCAAGCCUUAAGAUCUCCAGUAAUAAAUGAAUAACAUGCUGGUUUGAUUGCAAUGGCAACAUUGUCAGAUAAAGCAGCAGAUCAUUUUUAGAAUGAAUUAACAAACAUAAUGGAAUUAAUAUUGCCAUUAUCUUAAUCAUAAAAUAAAUUAAUAAUUUAUGAUUUAUUAACAUGUUUAGCAUCUCUUUGUUAAGAAUUUACACCAAAAAUAUAAACAAAUUAUGGAUCAUAGAUUCUAUAAUUGAUUGUAUCUUGCAUGUAAUAAAAGAUCUCAUAAAAAAUUCAAUACAUUUCUAUUGCUUGUUUGGUAGAUUUCACUAGAGAAUUGGUAGAAGAUAAGGAGGCAGCAAAGAAUGUAUUGACACCAGUAUCAACAUUUUUGAUAGAAUAAUUGUAUUCAGUAAUUCAAUCAAAUUUAACAGGUUCAAUAGAUUAAUAAUAAUAAUAAAUAUUAGAGUAAGCAUUAUCAGCAUUUAGUGCUUUAGCUACAAGUUUACAAGAACAUUUCACAUAAUAUUAUGAUUAAAUGAUGCCAUACAUGAUGUAAAUGAUGUAGACAGUAACAGUAAAUGAAGUAAAAUCCCUUUUAUUAGAAUGUAUUGGUUGUUUCUUGGUGUCUAUUAGUACAACAAGAAAGGAUUAAUGCAAAACUGAUUCUAAUUAAUUAGUAACUCAUUUUAUUUAAUUAUAAAAUAAAAUGGAAUCAGAUGAUCCUGCUCAUACCUCUAUAUUCUUUUUCUAUACUUAAGUUGCUACUGCAUUAAGAACAGAAUUUGGAUAAUAUUUAGAAUCUAUAUUCCCAUUAGUUGAAAGAGCCAUGAGAUUAGAUGUUGGAUUUUCUGUUAAUUCAUAGGCUGAAGGCAAAAACAUUACUAAAGUCAAAUUGGAUCUUAAAUUUUUAGGAGUUAAGAGUUUAUCACUUAAUACUAGUGCACUUGAAUAAAAGGUUGAAGGAGCUCACACUCUUGUUAAUUUAGCUGAAUAAUGUGGUAAAGCUUUCUAUCCUUACAUCACUAAAACUAUAGUCUUAAUGAAAGAAUUUAUCAAUUAUAAACAUAGUUCAUAAAUUUAAAAGUCGAUGGCUAAAUGUGCUGAAUAUUUGAUUGCUGCUUGUACACUUGAAACAGAUAUGGCAUAAGUACUUAUUUAAGUUACUCCUAUGCUCAUUACUGAAUUCACUGUGUUUCUAAAUAGUAAAUCAUUUGAAAGAGCUGCUGAAAUUGCAGAAGUCUUAGCUAAUUGUUUAAAUCAAGUUAAAGCUCCUAUUUUAGAUGCUAGUACAAUAGAUUCAAUGUUCUAAACAUCAAACAAAGCUCUUGCUGCUAUUAUUAAGGCUAAAGAAUCUAUCACUUAUGAAGAUGAAGAACAAUUUGAAGCUGAUUGUGAAGAAAUUGAUUCAUUAUUUGAUCACAUUACUAAUAUUGCAACAGAAUUGAUUUCUAAUCAUAAAUGUGAAUCUGUUUAAACAAUGAUGCCUACAUAUUAUUCAUUUUUAAAUAGUAAAUCAACAAAAUCUUAGACUAUUAAUUCUAUUGCAUUUUUCAAUAUGGUAUUACCACUUUGCAAUGAAUCAGUAUUUUAAUAAGCUCAAAAUGAAAUUUUAAAAUGCUAUUCUACAUUUGCCAAAACAGCUGAUUUAGAGUUAAAACAAAAUCUUCUUUUUGGGUAUGGAAAUAUAGCAAAAAGAUUUCCAACUUUAGAUACUACUCAUGUUAUUGAAUUAGCAUAAACAAUUAUUGAAUAACCAGAUUGCAAAAAUGUUGAUAAAGUUGCAUCAUAUGAAACUGCUUUGACAACUUUGGGUAAAGUAUCUAUGUAUUGUAAUGUUCCUUAAAAAGAAUAACUUUUGAAUAAAUUUUUAGAUUCACUUCCACACGAAUAUUAAGACAACCAAGAAACUCAUUUAAUGUUUAUUAAAGAAGUAAUUUUAUUUUCUAUUAUAUUAGAUUUAAAAUAACAAUCCAACAUUAAUGUAAUUUAAAGAUUAAGUUAUCCAAGCUUUGAAUAGAAUUAAAGUGUAAGAUUGCAACAAUCCUGAAAAUGAAUUGUUGUGUGAUGAAGGAAGAAAAUUGAUUUCAUAAAUAUUGUGUUGA
This is a messenger RNA of Paramecium sonneborni, 3127 nucleotides long. Lineage: Eukaryota; Ciliophora; Oligohymenophorea; Peniculida; Parameciidae. The record is from the annotation of a GenBank genome assembly.